AUGCCUCUUCAUUCUACUCUGUGUGAGAUUGCAAUUUAUGCAAAGUCACAGAAAAAAAAUUUUUUAAAGUACAUUUUAGCUGUAAAAAAUUGUCAUACAAGACUUUUCACGUCUGUUGGAUCCUUUGAAAAGACGGUGAAAAUGGAUAGUGAAUAUAGUGUGAUUACAGAAGGAAAAGCCAGCAUUCUUUUCCCCCAAAAUAACAAAGUAUUCUACAACAAUGUUCAACAAUUUAAUCGUGAUUUAUCUGUCGCAGCUAUUAGAAUUUGGAGUGAGAUAUUUUCAGAGGAAAAACAAAAAAAGGCGCAGCAAAAAAAGGAUUCAGAUAUAAAAACUCAAUGUAAUAGUUCACUUACUGAAUGCCUACAUCAUAUAAGACAGCCAUCAAAGACAUAUACUUUCACCAUUUUAGAAGCGUUGGCGGCCAGUGGAUUACGGUCAAUUCGUUAUGCAAAGGAAAUUUCCAAUAUUAAAUACAUAGUUGCUAACGACUUAGAUCUUGAUGCCGUGAAUUUGAUUAACAGAAAUGUAGAAUAUAAUGAAUUAAGCAAAGAUUUUGUUAGAGCAAACCAGGGAGAUGCUUGUUCCGUGUUGUAUCAACACCGAAACUUUCCUGAUCGAUUUGAUGUUAUUGACCUUGAUCCAUAUGGAACAGCAGCACCAUUCAUAGAUGGUGCUGUGCAAGCUGUGGAAGAAGGGGGCCUUCUUUGUAUUACUUGUACCGAUUUGGCUAACCUUACUGGUUCAAAUUACCCUGAAAAAUGUUAUGCAAAUUACGGUUCAAUCCCUGUAAAAGGAGAAUUCUGUCAUGAAAUGGCGCUCCGCAUUCUCCUUCAUACACUUUCAACAUCUGCAGCCAAAUAUCGUCGUCAUAUCAUUCCAUUAUUAUGUUGCAGCAUUGACUUUUAUAUUCGUAUCUUUGUUCGAGUCGUCACAUCACCUGUUGAACCACUUGCAAAAGUAACAGGAAAAAACUCAUUUGUGCCAAUUACAGGGCCGAUUGUAAAUAGUAGCUGUGAACAUUGUGAAAAUAAGUUUCAUGUAGGUGGCCCAAUAUGGUCGCAUUCUAUUCAUGAUAAAAAAUUUGUUCAUAGAAUGCUAGAACAUAUCAAAGAGUCAAGCAAAGAAACAUAUCAAACACAUUCAAGAAUGUUGGGUAUGUUGUCUGUUGUCAUGGAGGAAUUAGAUGUUCCUCUUUUUCACAGUCUUCCCACGCUCGCUGGUACGCUUCAUUGUACAAAUCCACCGUUAAAAAUAUUUUGUUCUGCCAUCUUAAACAAAGGUUACAAAGUUUCGGCAUCGCAUGCAAUGCCAGGAUCGGUGAAAACAGAUGCACCUAUGGAUGUAAUUUGGGACAUAUUUCGAUCAUGGAUACAACUCCAUCCGGUUACCAUGAAAAAUAUUAAAGAAAAUUCCCCUGCUAGGAAGAUAUUAGCUGUUGAACCGAGUUUUAUUGCAGAUUUUACUAUCCACCCAAAUGCUGAGCCAACCUCGCGCAAAAUAAAGUUAGUUAGAUACCAGCAAAAUCCUGAAAAGUUUUGGGGACCUAAGGCUAGAGCUACUGGAAAGCGAAAAGUUAAAGAUGUUGAAAAUGAUGAAAGCACCGAACAACUUCCAUCUGCCAAAAAAAAAAACAAUAAUUGA
This is a messenger RNA of Cetraspora pellucida, 1644 nucleotides long. The record is from the annotation of a GenBank genome assembly. NCBI's taxonomy places the organism in Eukaryota, Fungi, Glomeromycota, Glomeromycetes, Diversisporales, Gigasporaceae.